Messenger RNA from Myotis lucifugus (little brown bat), 2496 nucleotides. It is a transcript of the gene ZNF75A, whose product is annotated as zinc finger protein 75a. The coding region runs from base 491 to 2323 and encodes 610 amino acids. Gene Ontology annotation, molecular function: DNA-binding transcription repressor activity, RNA polymerase II-specific. Lineage: Eukaryota; Metazoa; Chordata; Mammalia; Chiroptera; Vespertilionidae. Gene Ontology annotation, biological process: negative regulation of transcription by RNA polymerase II. The record is from RefSeq and is a predicted model, not a curated record. The transcript is spliced from 9 exons.
UCAGCGUUCAGCUAAAGUCCUCCCUUUUCCUACCCUGUGAUACUGAUAUUCAUGAAAUUGCCUGAGUACUUCUGCCAGAUUCCUUGAUUAAAAUACAUUGUUCUAUGAAGUUUGUAACACUGACUAUACCUGGUAGACUUAAAUAAUUCCUUGACUGGUAGAGACUGGUACUAUGAAAACACUAGUAAUUAGAACAAAACCAAAACGAAAUACUAAGAUUCCUUUGAAUAUGACUUAGUAAAUAUUUGUGGAAUGCACAUCUUAAUCAGGUAAUUCGGCCACACACUGAAGGAAAUACAAGAUAAAAAGAAGGUUCCCAUUCUGCAGGAAGCACGCUGUCCUGAAAAAGGACAACAGGGAAACUAAAUUACAGUCUAGGAGCGGCCAAUGGAAGAAGAUCCUUUUAUUGAUUUUAUUCCAGACCAGACUGGGCCUUAGUUGUCAGAGGUAGUACUGGUGGUGUGCCCACAGGAACAACUGUUCCAGCAGAAUGAUGAUGGUAGAUCUAAAAGUGGCUGAGUACUUGAACCCUCAGAUCAGGGCUCUGUGGGAGACCAAGGGACCUGUGACAGAGAGCUCCUCUCAGAGUAAAAAAUAUACUGCACAAAUGGACAGUCUCAGUCCUGAGAGCUUUCGCCAACACUUCCGGAAUUUCCACUAUCAGGAAGCAGCUGGACCCCGUGUGGCUGUUGGCCAACUUCAGGAAUUAUGCCGUCAAUGGCUGAGGCCAGACAUACACUCAAAAGAAGAAAUCUUGGAUCUGCUGGUGCUAGAACAGUUCCUGAACAUUCUGCCCAGGGAUACUCAGACCCAGAUAAAGAAGCACCACCUACAGAGCAUUGAAGAGGCUAUGGCCUUGGUAGACCACUUGCAGAGUGAAUCUGGUCAAACGAAGACUGGGGUUGCAGUCCAUGUGCUGGGAAAGGAGGCAGUGCUCUUGGGAGAAACAGCAGAGACCUCAGGCUUCAAACUGAGGCCAGCAGAGUCCCAGCCAGUGGGCAGGUCCCAGGAUGAAGAAUUUUGGAAUGAAUAUCAGGAUCAACAACAGCUGAGCAGGAAUACUCAUAAAGAAACUGAGCCUAUGUGUGAGAGGGCUGUGCCUGCUCACCAGAUCCUAGGCUUUCCUGAGCAGACAAACACCAAAGACUGGACAGUGGCACCUGAGCUCAUCUUGCCUGAGUCCCAGAGCUUAUUGACAUUUGAAGAAGUGGCCGUGUAUUUUUCCCAGGAAGAAUGGGAAUUACUGGAUAUCAGUCAGAAGACUCUCUACAAUGAUGUAAUGCAGGAAAACUAUGAGACUGUCAUCUCUCUAGCUGUGCCUACUCACCAGAUCCUAUACUUUCCUGAGCAGACAAACACCAAAGACUGGACAGUGGCACCUGAGCUCAUCUUGCCUGAGUCCCAGACCUUAUUGACAUUUGAAGAGGUGGCCGUGUUUUUUUCCCAAGAAGAAUGGGAAUUACUGGAUCCGGGUCAGAAGGCCCUAUACAAUGAUGUAAUGCAGGAAAACUAUGAGACUGUCAUCUCUCUAGCCAUAUUUGUGCUCCCCAAACCUAAAGUCAUCUCCUGUCUAGAACAAGGGAAAGAGCCAUGGGUUCAAGGAUCCACAGAGAUCAUGGAUAGUCCUGGAGAGCUGCCUAUAGGGUUAAAGCUCAAAAAUGAUACUGAAAAUCAUCAGCCUAUAUGUCCUUCUGACUUAGAAAUACAAGCUCCUGGAGACAUAAUAUCAAAAAAGGUCAGAGUGAAAGUUUCCCAGAAAACAACAGUCAAAGAAAAUCAUGGUGAUAUACAUAGGGUGGGGAAAUGGCACCAAGACUUUUCAGUGAAGAAAAGAAAGAAACUUUCAACCUGGAAACAAGAGCUGCUGAAACUUAUGGAUCGUCACAAGAAAGAACGUGCAGGAGAGAAGCCUUUUAAAUGCCAGGAAUGUGGGAAAAACUUCAGAGUUAGCUCUGACCUUAUUAAGCACCAAAGAGUUCACACUGAAGAGAAACCGUAUAAAUGCCCACAGUGUGAUAAGAGGUUUAGAUGGAGUUCAGAUCUUAAUAAGCACUUAACAACACACCAAGGGAUAAAACCAUAUAAAUGCUCAUGGUGUGGGAAAAGCUUCAGUCAAAAUACAAAUCUACACACACACCAAAGAAUUCACACUGGAGAGAAGCCCUUUACAUGUCAUGAAUGUGGGAAAAAAUUCAGUCAGAACUCCCACCUUAUUAAACAUCGGAGAACCCACACAGGUGAGCAGCCUUAUUCCUGUAACAUAUGCAGAAGAAACUUCAGCAGGCGGUCAAGCCUUCUUAGGCACCAGAAACUCCACCAGUGAAGGGAAGAUCGUCCAGUGUCCUCAGUCUGAACAAAUUCACCAAGAGGAACUUGACACUAAAGUUUAUGAAAAAAUAGAAAAUUAUGAAGCAUGAUUUUUUCAUCAGUGGAAUAUUACACAGAAAGGAAUCAGGUUCAACUCUGCAUGGGAUGAAUUAAAGUUUUUCUACUUAC